AUUCCUUUCGUCACCACAAAAACCCUAAACCCUUAUUUAAAACCUAGACCCCUUUUUAAAACCUAAACCCCUUCCUUCAUUCCCGAUCCAACUCCACAACCUUCAUCUCCGAUCCACAAUGGCCGCCACCACCGCCUUGCUCCGUUCUGUCCGACGCCGCGACCUUGCCUCUUCUUCUGUCUCUGCCUUUCGAUCGUUGACGGGCAGCACUAAGACAUCAUAUAUAGGCGACAAGUGGGCAAGUUUGUCUCGACCAUUCAGUUCAAAGCCUGCUGGUAAUGAUGUCAUUGGGAUUGAUUUGGGUACUACAAAUUCAUGUGUUUCUGUUAUGGAGGGGAAGAAUCCUAAAGUUAUUGAGAAUUCUGAAGGAGCUCGAACGACACCAUCUGUGGUUGCCUUCAACCAGAAAGGAGAGCUGCUUGUAGGUACACCAGCCAAGCGUCAGGCCGUGACUAACCCAACAAACACUCUUUUUGGCACCAAGCGUUUGAUUGGUAGACGCUUUGAUGAUCCUCAAACUCAGAAGGAGAUGAAGAUGGUGCCAUUCAAGAUUGUUAAGGCACCCAACGGAGAUGCAUGGGUUGAAGCCAAUGGGCAGCAGUAUUCCCCCAGCCAAAUUGGUGCUUUUGUUCUCACCAAGAUGAAGGAAACUGCUGAAUCAUAUCUUGGAAAGUCAGUUUCAAAAGCUGUAGUUACUGUACCGGCGUACUUCAAUGAUGCUCAGAGGCAGGCAACAAAAGAUGCUGGUAGAAUUUCUGGUCUUGAUGUCCAGAGAAUUAUCAAUGAGCCCACUGCGGCUGCCCUUUCGUAUGGGAUGAACAACAAGGAGGGUCUCAUUGCAGUUUUUGAUCUUGGAGGUGGAACAUUUGAUGUCUCCAUCUUAGAAAUUUCUAAUGGUGUUUUUGAGGUGAAAGCAACUAAUGGCGACACCUUCUUGGGAGGAGAGGAUUUUGAUAAUGCUUUAUUGGACUUUCUAGUGAGUGAAUUCAAAAGAACUGAGAGCAUCGACCUCUCAAAGGAUAGGCUUGCCUUGCAGAGGCUAAGGGAAGCUGCUGAGAAAGCUAAGAUAGAACUGUCUUCAACAUCUCAAACGGAUAUCAAUCUUCCUUUCAUCACUGCUGAUGCAUCUGGUGCAAAGCAUCUGAACAUCACAUUGACCAGAUCCAAGUUUGAGGCUUUGGUAAACCACUUGAUCGAAAGGACAAAGGCACCAUGUAAGAGCUGCUUGAAGGAUGCUAACAUAUCUAUCAAGGAUGUUGAUGAGGUUCUUCUUGUUGGAGGGAUGACCCGCGUGCCUAAAGUCCAGGAGGUGGUUUCAGAGAUCUUUGGAAAAAGUCCUAGCAAAGGAGUAAACCCUGAUGAGGCAGUUGCCAUGGGAGCAGCUAUCCAGGGUGGUAUCCUACGUGGUGAUGUUAAAGAGCUACUACUCCUAGAUGUGACUCCACUUUCUCUGGGUAUUGAGACUUUGGGUGGUAUCUUUACGAGGUUGAUCACUCGCAACACCACAAUUCCUACCAAAAAGAGUCAGGUGUUUUCAACAGCAGCUGACAAUCAAACUCAGGUUGGUAUAAAGGUGCUACAAGGUGAGCGGGAAAUGGCUGCUGACAACAAAAUGCUUGGAGAAUUUGAGCUUGUUGGCAUUCCUCCUUCCCCACGAGGUAUGCCUCAGAUUGAAGUCGCAUUUGACAUAGAUGCUAACGGGAUUGUUACUGUCUCUGCCAAAGACAAGUCCACUGGGAAAGAACAACAAAUUACCAUCCGUUCAUCUGGAGGACUCUCAGAAGAUGAGAUUGAUAAGAUGGUUAAAGAAGCGGAGUUGCAUGCGCAGAGAGACCAAGACAGAAAGGCUCUUAUUGACAUCAAAAACAGUGCAGAUACAGCCAUCUACAGCAUUGAGAAAAGUUUGGGUGAGUACAGAGAUAAGAUUCCCACUGAAGUUGCAAAAGAGAUUGAAGAUGCUAUUUCAGAUUUGAGGAAAGCGCUGGCAGGGGACAAUGCUGAUGAAAUAAAGUCAAAGCUUGAUGCUGCAAACAAAGCUGUGUCCAAGAUUGGAGAACACAUGUCUGGUGGUUCAAGUGGCAGUUCCUCGGCUGGAGGUUCUCAGGGUGGUGAACAGCCUCCUGAGGCAGACUACGAGGAGGUCAAGAAGUGAGACAUUUAGGUGUGGUUUUGUAGCAUUUAUUUCUUCAUAUUAAUCAUCACAUAAUUACGAGAAGAAUACAAGGUUACUUCUUGUUUGUAUCUAAAGUUGAAAGCCAUUUUUUACUAGACGGCUCUUUAAUUUAUAGUGUUUCUGGAGUACUCAACGGGGCUGUUUUAGCAACGAUAUCGGAAUUUAUGCAUAAAUUUUGUU
Messenger RNA from Gastrolobium bilobum, 2353 nucleotides. Its product is annotated as heat shock 70 kDa protein, mitochondrial. Gene Ontology annotation, biological process: protein refolding; cellular response to unfolded protein. NCBI's taxonomy places the organism in Eukaryota, Viridiplantae, Streptophyta, Magnoliopsida, Fabales, Fabaceae. The coding region runs from base 119 to 2152 and encodes 677 amino acids. Gene Ontology annotation, cellular component: cytoplasm; mitochondrion. The record is from RefSeq and is a predicted model, not a curated record. The transcript has 6 exons. Gene Ontology annotation, molecular function: ATP-dependent protein folding chaperone; misfolded protein binding; ATP binding.